Molecule: messenger RNA, 840 nt
Organism: Fonsecaea pedrosoi CBS 271.37
Lineage: Eukaryota; Fungi; Ascomycota; Eurotiomycetes; Chaetothyriales; Herpotrichiellaceae
Exons: 2
Coding region: 1-840 (279 amino acids)
Molecular function (GO): oxidoreductase activity
Source: RefSeq, a predicted model, not a curated record
AUGGCUCGUCUUGAAGGAAAAGUCAUCUGCAUCACUGGGGCGGCGUCUGGGAUCGGCUUUGCACUCGCAAAGGUGGCCGCCAAAAAUGGUGCCAGGCUGUCCAUCUGUGACAUUCAGAGAGAAAUGCUAGCAAAGGCAGUCGCAGAUCUCAAGUCUAUUGGGGCAGAUGUCCUGGGGACUGUCGUCGACGUCGCUUCUGAUACACAGGUCGAUAGCUGGAUCGCCGCCACGGUCGAACAUUUCGGCAAGUUGGACGGUGCUGCCAAUUUCGCAGCCAUUGAACGGACACACGGCGCCUUCACCCAAAUCAAAGACCUUAGCAAUCAGGAAUGGAACUUGGUCCUCUCUGUCAACUUGACGGGGGUUAUGUACUGCAUCCGUUCCCAGACAAAGGUCAUGAAACACGGAGGUUCAAUUGUCAACGCGAGCAGUAUUGGGGGCUUGCGAGGUAGAGAAGGUCUCGCGCCGUACUGCGUGGCCAAACACGCUGUGAUAGGUCUGACGCGAACGGCCGCAAAGGAAAACGGUGCGAAUGGUAUUCGAGUGAAUGCUGUUGCUCCAGGUCCUAUCGAGACACCCAUGUUUCAGCGGCUACGAGACACUCCUAAAGAUGAUCAAGAGACGAAAGUCAUGACACCCAACUCGAUGCCUCUUCAGAGGAACGGCCAACCGGAGGAGGUUGCGACGUUGGCAGCUUUCCUGCUUAGCGAUGAUGCAAGCUUUAUCACCGGCGCCGUAUAUCCCAGUAUGCAAAACCCUAAGAACAUUCACUCUCUGUUGAGUCUGCAUGUCCUGGCUAAUGAUGUCUUGUCUAUAGUCGAUGGUGGCGCAACUGCAUAA